Messenger RNA from Neoarthrinium moseri, 801 nucleotides. RefSeq lists its product as uncharacterized. The record is from RefSeq and is a predicted model, not a curated record. NCBI's taxonomy places the organism in Eukaryota, Fungi, Ascomycota, Sordariomycetes, Amphisphaeriales, Apiosporaceae. The transcript has 8 exons. Bases 1 to 801 code for a protein of 266 amino acids.
AUGAGACUCCCGACAAUUCUAAGAGCAUCAACUUUAGUACCCUUGGCGUUGGGACAUACCAUAUUCUGUCAAUUGAAAACUGAUGCCAGGACAUACGAUGUCUCCUAUGCCAUCCGCACCCCUUCAUACGACGGCCCACAAACCGAUGUAAAAUCCAACAACCUGGCCUGCAAUGGCCCUCCGAAUCCUACCACCCCAUCAAGCAAGAUUGUCGAUGUGCAAGCUGGGAGUGAACUUACUGCUAUAUGGAGGCACACCCUUCAAUCGGGUUCCAACGAUGUCAUGGACUCCAGCCACAAGGUACUGUUGCACCUCGCCUCCAGGCCCACUUCGCGUAAGGCGAGUACUCAUUUGGUAAAGGGGCCCGUCAUGGCCUAUCUCAAGAAGGUCUCCGACGCGACAAAAGAUAAUGGCGUUGGUUCUGGUUGGUUCAAGAUCCAGCACGAAGGGUUCAACAAUGGGAAAUGGGGCACUGAUUCAGUUAUCAACUCGGGCGGCAAUCAGAAAAUUCACAUUCCAGAGUGCAUUGAGGAUGGUCAAUACCUCUUACGUGCCGAAAUGGUCGCCCUCCACGGCGCUCGAUCCACCAACGGCGCACAACUAUACAUGGAAUGUGCUCAGAUCAAUAUUACUGGCGGCUCGGGUUCCAAGAAGCCAGCCACUGCAAGCAUCCCUGGAAUCUACAAGUCGAACGACCCCGGUCUUCUGAUUGACAUCUACAACAAGCCUCCUAGUGCGACAAACCCAUACAAGAUACCAGGUGAGAACCCUUUAAACCUAUCGUACCAGAAAAUGGACUGA